This is a messenger RNA of Psilocybe cubensis, 2205 nucleotides long. RefSeq lists its product as uncharacterized. Gene Ontology annotation, biological process: microtubule-based movement. The coding region runs from base 1 to 2205 and encodes 734 amino acids. The transcript is spliced from 7 exons. The record is from RefSeq and is a predicted model, not a curated record. Gene Ontology annotation, molecular function: microtubule motor activity; microtubule binding; ATP binding. NCBI's taxonomy places the organism in Eukaryota, Fungi, Basidiomycota, Agaricomycetes, Agaricales, Agrocybaceae.
AUGUCACGACUACCACGCCUACGGAGCUCGUCUCCUGAUAGAGCUCAUUCCAACGAUGCCGGGCCCUCCCUACCAUCAAGAGUACCGCAAACCAGUCUCAAACGAAAAGCCAUCAUGGAGGAGGAUGAAGAGAUGGAGAGUCUGGAUCAACCCAGGAAACUACCAGCUUUUGGUGCUGUGAGGCCUAGUAGGCCUCUGCAGCCUUCGAAGACAGCGACAAACUUAACUUCAUCUCGCGGGGCACCAGCACCAGUACCGAAGCCACUAACAAAGCCAAGAGCACCUAUCUUAACACGAUCGACACGAGGAACUAGUGCACCUCCGACAAGCGCCAAACCGCCUGCUAGGCCCACCACUGCCACCCGAGCCACUGCCGGGCGGGUAGCCUCCGGGUCUGGAUCUGCUAGGCCUGGUGUCGGUAUCCGCCCUGGAGACGAUAAACGAUUCAAUGACCUUCAAUCGCAGUUGACUUCCAUCGAGGCUGCAAGGGCAGCAGAUGCGGCCAGACUUGCAGCGGAGAUGGAAGCAGAGCGAAAUAAGGUCGCGGAACUGCAGGCGAAUCACCGAGCGCUUUCGAAUGAGCUUGCGAACGCCAAAACACAAGAACUUAAUCAGCGUCGCGAGCUUGUACAUGCAUCGGAUGAGAUUGAGAACCUAAAGAAGAAGCAUAGUAGGGAGGUUAUGGAUCUUGAACUGGACAUCAAGAAGCGCGAUCGCGAACUGCGCGAAGUUAACGAAGACUUGCGAAUUUGCAGGAGCGAUCUGGAGAGGGAGAGGGAGACAGUUUCGUCGCUGAAGAAUACAAUUGCACAUCAAUCAACAGCUCAGCUUUCUCUUACUACUCAGAACCAUGCACUCGAGGCCCAGUCGAUGGCUCUCCAGUCCCAAAUUGAUGCAUAUGCUAGGACGGUUUCUGAGAUGACGCUCAAGUUGGAAACCGCGCAGAAGCAAGUCGAUGAUCUAAAAAAGGAGGCAAUGGAGAACGAAUUCGUCCGCCGCAAACUUCACAAUAUGGUGCAAGAACUCAAGGGCAAUAUCCGUGUCUUCUGUCGUGUCCGGCCUGUGCUACCCUCGGAUCUCGUUACUUAUUCCAACACACUCUCCUCAUCAGGGUCGUCUAGUAACGGGUCUGAAGGUGGUAGUGUCGACUUCGAAAAAGCGAAGGAGGAACUUCAGGCCAAUAUGAGUUUCCCUGAUAAACUCGAUCACAAAGAGAUUGUGCUUGCUUCUUCGUCAUCUAGCGCUACUGGUCAAGAGAGGAAGGAAGUUUACAACUUUGGCUUUGACCGAGUUUUUGCUCCUGAGUCGACGCAGGCUGAGGUUUUCGAGGAAAUCUCCCAAUUAGCACAGAGUUGCACCGAUGGUUAUAAUGUUUGCAUCUUUGCAUACGGGCAGACGGGUUCAGGGAAGUCUUUCACGAUGGAAGGUGGUCCUACCGAGUCGAGUCAGGGCAUGAUCCCCCGAGCAGUGGAGCAAGUGUUCCGUGUCGCUAGCGAGAUGAAGAGUAGAGGUUGGGAAUACUCUAUCGAGGGACAGUUCCUCGAAAUUUAUAACGAAACCAUCAACGACCUCCUCGGCAAGGGCGAGUUCGACAAGAAGAAGCAUGAAAUCAAGCAUGACCCCAAAACAGGGUCAACCCGCGUAACAGAUGUCGAAGUCAUCCCGCUCACUUCUCCCUCGCAAGUACGUACUUUGCUCUCUGUUGCGCAAUCCCGACGGAGCGUGGCUGCUACAUUGAUGAACGAGCGUUCCUCGCGUUCACAUUCCGUUUUCACCCUGCGUAUCUCUGGUGUCAAUGUCGGUUUGGAUGGGUGCCCAGGCACCGGGGAGAAGUGCGAAGGCAGCUUGAAUUUGGUGGAUUUGGCAGGCAGUGAGAGACUGAAUGUAAGCUUCGCAAAUGGAGCAGAUAAGGAACGGGUGAGAGAGACACAGAAUAUCAACAGGAGCUUGAGCGCUCUUGGGGAUGUGAUUGCUGCAUUGGGAGAGAAAGGAGAGAAAGGAAACGAUAAGCAUAUUCCAUAUAGGAAUUCGAAGCUUACAUAUCUCCUGCAAAAUUCUUUGAGUGGUAAUUCAAAGACACUGAUGGUUCUCAAUCUAUCGCCUCUGGCCGCUCAUCUGCAGGAGUCUCUUACGUCUCUGAGGUUCGCUACCAAGGUUAACAAUACGACUAUUGGGACAGCGAAAAAGCAAACCCGUGUUUCAUGA